GCUGUGAUUCACAGGCUACUCAUUUUCUGAUCUAUGCUGGUCCUCACCUGGAAGAUAACUUUCCUGUGCCUGGUCAGGAUUUCCUUAAUUACCUUUGUAGCAAUUUCACUGUGGCAAACAUUCCUGAUCACAAAGGCUGGCAUGUACACUGUGGUAGAACUAUCACUGCCAGAUAUCUCUACAUCAGACUGUGGGAAACAAAUAAUUUAACACUUUGUGAAGUUUAUGUAUAUGAUGAUUCUAAUGAUAAUAUUGCUUUAGGCCUGCCAGAAUACACAGUGGCUGUGGAUGGUGAUUUACAAACCUGCCUUGAUACUUCCUUUACUCUGGACACAUUUUUGAGGAUAGACCUGGUGUUUGUUAGACCUAUUGCUCUUGUUCAUUUAGUUAGUAGGUUAGACAUGACAGAUGUAGCAGUUAUUGUAGGAGAGACUCUGUCAGGGGACACAUGCAGUUCUUUAGAUGGCAAUGUAAGAGCAAACGUGAUCAAGGAAUAUGUGUGUAACUCUCCACACAGAAUAAGUGGUAGAUAUGUUUUCAUCACUAUUCCAAGCAAAACAGCAUCGUUAAAUUUGUGUGAAGUGCAAAUUUAUGCUGUAUACGAAUUUGAUUUGACAAAGACGGGGUCUGUUACACAAUCCAGUACUGCCGUAAUAGAAAUGACUGCUGAUCAGGGUGUUGACAAUGACAGACUAACAUGUAUAGUAACAAAGGAGCAGACAGAUCCAUGGUGGAAAAUCGACCUGAGGCGUUACUAUGACGUGGAAGAAGUUGUCAUCUACCCACACAGUGAAAGCUUCAUUCCUUAUUCUUCUCAACUCUAUCAUGUUCAUGUUGAUCAACGGCUGUGUGGAAACGCCGGUGUAGCCAACAAAAAGUUUGUAUCAGUUAUCUGUUCUCCAAAAUUACAUGGGCGUGUCAUUGUUAUCAAGAAUGUGGGAGCAAACAAAAGAGUUGCCCUUUGUGAAGUGGAAGUGUAUUCUGAAGUGCGCGUUGCAUAUGACCACUUGUGCCGUUCCCCAUACCUUUGCAACUCAGAUUAUCGAUGUGGUUCUGGAAAUGGCUACACAACAUGUGAAUGCAAAGAGGAAGGCACCUUUGUUCAAGUGUGCGUUACUGAUUUUGAUGAGUGCAAAACUGCACCUUGUCCUUCGGAUCACAUUUGUAACAACACUGUUGGAUCAUACAGAUGCGAAUGCCCUCUGGGAUUUGUGGAAGAUCCCAGUUCUCAGAAUCCAGUGAAUAUAAUAUGUAAUGAUGUCGACGAAUGUCAGGUUCCAAGCACUUGCAGUUCAGAUCUCGUCUGUAACAACACUGUUGGCUCAUACAGAUGUGAAUGUUCGUUGGGAUAUGUCGAAGAUCCAAGUUCUCAGAAUCCAGUGAAUGUAACAUGCGUUGAUAUUGACGAGUGCCAGUCUGGAAGUGCUUGCCGUUCAGAUCUUGUUUGCAACAACACUUUUGGAUCAUACAGAUGUGAAUGUGCUUUGGGUUUUGUUGAAGAUCCCAGUUCUCAGAACCCCGUGAAUACAUUAUGUAAUGACGUGGAUGAAUGUGUGAACAGUGUAGAGUCUCUUGGCUGUAGUUCCCUCUCAAACUGUGUAAACUUAGAAGGUUCUUUCUUCUGCACUUGUAAGGAGGGAUACCUAGGAGAUGGACAGACUUGCCAAGGAAGGAGAGAGGUGUUUGAAAUGGUAUGCCGCAAUCGCGGCGGACUGGAGUCAAUGUGCGAUAAAAGUGGUGAUUACAAGUGUAAAUGUGACAAUGGGUAUGUUUACGACAGCCAAACACAAACCUGUCGACAAAUAGUUUAAAGUGCCAAAUCCAGUUCUCCACACUGAGCCGGGCAGAGACUGAGUACUAAAGACUGGAGUCAGUCCCUUUUACUGCUGCUUGUCAUCGUUGGUCAAAGCAUAAGUUUCGUAGCGUCAGUUAUCAACGUAAUAUUUGACUGCUUUGGUCCCCUUUUAGGGGAAGCUAAGUGGCUCAAUAUGCCACAGGUUUUGUUAAGAAGAAAUUUCUUACUGCGAAGUUGAUACCGCGCUCAACAGUGUAUACCUGACUUUAAUACCUUUAAAACCAGAUGCUAUUGAAUCAGCAGUGGAAGAGUGGUGGAUAUUCAUGAAGCAGCUUUACGAGUUGGUAAAUGUCGACGGAUUUCGCCAUUGUGACACAUAUCACUCAAGUUGGAUGACUAACAUACAAAACAGAACCUUAUCUUUGACCAUAUGCCUAGUAGUACUGGUACCAAACUAGCUGAAUAGUGAACGCGAAAAGCAUGUUUUACUUCUUUUGUAUAUAUUUAACUUAAAUAUAGCCUGGAGUAGGCUUUGUGAACGUUAUUAUGCAUACAUUUAUCUCUUAUUGGUUGUUUGAAAUUUUGACUAACAUGACUCACGGUUUUUGUGGAUUUUUUUUUUUAUUUUUGUGAGGUAUUCCUACAGAUUGAAGACAAGUUUAAAUCGUAAGGUCCUCGCAUUA
Molecule: messenger RNA, 2478 nt
Organism: Pocillopora damicornis (cauliflower coral)
Lineage: Eukaryota; Metazoa; Cnidaria; Anthozoa; Scleractinia; Pocilloporidae
Molecular function (GO): calcium ion binding
Source: RefSeq, a predicted model, not a curated record